This is a messenger RNA of Pecten maximus, 2118 nucleotides long. Its product is annotated as serine-rich adhesin for platelets-like. NCBI's taxonomy places the organism in Eukaryota, Metazoa, Mollusca, Bivalvia, Pectinida, Pectinidae. The coding region runs from base 1 to 2118 and encodes 705 amino acids. The record is from RefSeq and is a predicted model, not a curated record. The transcript has a single exon.
AUGACUACAACUGAUUACAAUGUCUCGACGAUUACCACUGAUUACAAUGUCUCCACGACUGGAACUGGUAACAAUGCCUCCACGACUACAACUGAUUUCAAUGUCUCCACGACUCCCACUAAUGACAAUGUCUCCACGACUACAACUGAUAACAAUGUCUCUUCGACUAAAACUGAUGACAAUGUCUUCACGACUACAACUGAUGACAAUGUCACCACGACUACCACUGAUGACAAUGUAUCCACGACUACCACUAAUGACAAUGUAACCACGACUACCACUGAUGGCAAUGUAACCACGACUACAACCGAUAACAAUGUCUCCACGAUUACAACUGAUGACAAUGUCUCCACGACUACAACUGAUGACAACUUCUUCACGACUACAACUGAUGACAACGUCUCUACGACUACAACUGAUGACAAUGUCGCCACGACUACAACUGAUGACAAUGUCGCAACGACUACAACUGAUGACAAUGUCUCCAGGACUACCACUGAUGACAAUGUCUCAACGAUUACCACUGCUGACAAUGUCUCCACGACUACUACUAAUGACAAUGUCUUCACGACUACAACAGAUGACAUUGUCUCCACGACUACCACUGAUGACAAUGUCUCUACGACUAAAACUGAUGACAAUGUCUCCACGACUACCACUGAUGACAACGUCUCUACGACUACAACUGAUGACAAUGUCGCCACGACUACAACUGAUGACAAAGUAUCCACGACUACAACUGAUAAUAAUAUCACCACGACUACAACUGAUGACCAUGUCUCUACGACUACAACUGAUGACAAUGUCUCCACAACUACAGCUGAUGACAAUGUCUCCACGAUUACCACUGAUGACAAUGUCUCCGCGAUUACCACUGAUGACAAUGUCUCCACGACUCCCACUAAUGACAAUGUCUCCACGACUACAACUGAUGACAAUCUCUACACGACUACAACCGAUGACAAUGUCUCCACGACUACCACUGAUAAAAAUAUCUCCAAGACUACCACUGAUAACAAUAUCUCCACGACUACAACUGAUAACAAUGUCUCCACGAUUACCACUGAUAACAAUAUAUCCACGACUACAACUGAUGACAAUGUCACCACGACUACAACUGAUGACAAUGUCUCCACGACUAUAACUGAUGACAAUAUAUCCACGACUACCACUGAUAACAAAGUAUCUACAACUACCACUGAUGACAAUAUCUUCACGACUACAACUGAUUACAAUGUCUUCACGACUAAAACUGAUGACAAUGUUUUCACGACUACCACUGAUGACAGAGUAUCUACAACUACCAUUGAUGACAAUGUCUCCACGACUACCACUAAUGAACACGUCUCUACGACUACAACUGAUGACAAUGUCGCCACGACUACAACUGAUGACAAAGUAUCCAGAGCUACAAAUGAUGACAAUGUUCCCCCGACUACCACUGAUGACAAUGUAUCCACGACUACCACUGAUGACAAUGUAACCACGACUACAACCGAUAACAAUGUCUCCACGAUUACAACUGUUGACAAUGUCUCCACGACUACAACUGAUGACAACUUCUUCACGACUACAACUGAUGACAACGUCUCUACGACUACAACUGAUGACAAUGUCGCCACGACUACAACUGAUGACAAUGUCACCAGGACUCCCACUGAUGACAAUGUCUCAACGAUUACCACUGCUGACAAUGUUUCCACGGCUUCUACUAAUGACAAUGUCUUCACGACUACAACAGAUGACAAUGUCUCCACGACUACCACUGAUGACAAUGUCUCUACGACUAAAACUGAUGACAAUGUCUCUACGACUACCACUGAUGACAACGUCUCUAUGACUACAACUGAUGACAAUGUCGCCACGACUACAACUGAUGACAAAGUAUCCACGACUACAACUGAUAAUUAUAUCACCACGACUACAACUGAUGACCAUGUCUCUACGACUACAACUGAUGACAAUGUCUCCACAACUAAAACUGAUGACAAUAUCUUCACGACUACAACUGAACAUGUCUCACACGAUAAACUGAUACAAUGUUUCAGCUUAAAGUACUGUUGUACCACUGAUACAAAGUAUCUACAACUACCAUUGAUGACAAGUAUCCACGACUAA